AAAGCCGAUUCAGCCGACUUGAGUUCUGAUAGCUGAGUAAAGAUAUUAAAAUAAGGUAGUAAAUAAUCACAUUGCUGUUAAGAUGCUGAUUAAUUUAAUAGUAACUGUUGUUCUUUUGACCAUAGUAAAUGGUUUUAAAGCGCCUCUACCUUCACACGACGUAGGUGAGGGAGAACACGUUGAACCUUGUCAAAAAUGGAUAAAAUGCGAAGCAGAGGAUAAAGCCGCACUUGAUGAGUUUGAUGCAUGUUUAAAUCAGGUACCAGAAGAGAAAAUGAAGAAGUUGACAAAGAUUAUGGCAGAUUACGCCAAAACAGAAUGGUCAGGCAUAGAAGCAGCAUAUAAGGAUUACUGUGCCUGGGAUGAUAAACGUCAG
Parasteatoda tepidariorum (common house spider) is the source of this 376-nucleotide messenger RNA. RefSeq lists its product as uncharacterized. Lineage: Eukaryota; Metazoa; Arthropoda; Arachnida; Araneae; Theridiidae. The record is from RefSeq and is a predicted model, not a curated record.